This is a messenger RNA of Priceomyces carsonii, 1626 nucleotides long. RefSeq lists its product as uncharacterized. The record is from RefSeq and is a predicted model, not a curated record. NCBI's taxonomy places the organism in Eukaryota, Fungi, Ascomycota, Pichiomycetes, Serinales, Debaryomycetaceae. The transcript has a single exon. The coding region runs from base 1 to 1626 and encodes 541 amino acids.
AUGACAUUCAAUCAAAACAUGAUCCUCACUCAAGAUCUCUCUUUACAAAUAGAUGAUGUACAGAUUUUAUCUCAAGAAAGAAGUACCAAGCGGUGGUUUAAAAGUUGGAAUUUUCUUGAUAUGAUGAUGCAAGUAGGGGAUAGAUCGUCCCGCGCCACUUACUUUGAAGACAGCUCAAAUUCCAGUAUACUUGAAGUACUAGACUCUGAUAGUAGUGGAAGCACUUUUGAACUAUUAAGAAUUCACAUUUAUAGACUAAUAUUAGUUGGCUGGACGUCUCUUUUGAUAUUUUGUUUGAUUGCAAAAGAGAAAAUAAAAGAUUUGUUUGAGUUUCGUUACAUAUUCUGGUGUGUUUUAAUUUCAGAAGCUAAGAUGAAAUCUAAAAUGCUGAAAACAUCAACUUCAAUUAUAACAGUAAUCUAUAACAAAUGCAAUUAUUUAUAUUAUAUUUUGACUUCCUUACGUCCUGUCUUAUUGCAAACCAUUUUUCAAAAGAUCUCAGAAUCACUACCAUCUGGUUUAUCUGAAUUCAAAAAGUGUAUACCUAUAGACUUGACCCCAAGAAGCAUAGGCGUAAUUUUCACCAUGAAGAGUUAUCCUUUAUUGAUGUGCCCCAAAGUGCCUCAACCAUUUCUUGAUGCGGAUAGAAUUAUAAAGGUACCAUCAGAAGAAGAAGUUCAAAAGGCUAUCUUCUUGAGAAAUGAAUAUUUUACCCAUCAAAGUACUUUUAUUGCUGCGGAAAAAGUUAGAUUGAUAAGCGAAAUUAGUAGAUUUAUUACUUGGAAUUGUUUCAUUUCUACUGUCUCCCAACUUAACAUAUAUGAAAAAGAAGGAAUAGUAUGGGAGGACCUAGAAGAUUGUGAUGCAGCAAUUAGAUCUCAGCUAGUUUUACUUGGACAAUCCAUUCUAAGUGAAUUGCAUUCAUUCAAAAAACGUUGCAAAGAGUCCGAGCUUGAAGAAUUCGAGGCAUUAUUACCUAGUAUAACGUUAGUUGAAGUUGUAUCAGGAGCUACCCUUUCUUUGAAUAAUAUUACAUCUUGUUCUAAGAAUGAUACAGAUUCAAUUGAUUACUCCCUUAGUUCUUCUUGUGUGGAUCGCAGAAAAUUGACCGUCUACCUAAGCGAUAACAGAUUACGAGAAGAAUUAAUACUCGAAGGCUUAAAGAGCACUGACAGUAAUGAGCUUGAGAGAACCUUGUAUGAAAAAUUACCGCCAUUUCCGCAAUUGCUUUUGAUACCUUCUCCUGAUGAUAUCAAUAUACAGACCCAAGGGUUUAUUUCAAAUUCCACACAUAAGGAGGAAGAUUCAGCUUUAGUUUACCUGAAAACUCGAAGGCUAGGGUUUAACUUCUUUUCAAGCUCACUUUUUUACUACCGCUGUAACAACGAGGAUCUUAUAUUCAACAUAAGUUUCGAAAAUUCGAUGCAUACGUCAACUCAAAGCUUGUUCAGUUAUGCUAGUCUGAUUUCUGGUCACUAUUUGGCAGCUUUCUUUCACAGACUCCGUCAACUACGGUUUUUUGAUCUUCAUUCUAGCAAGCAAGACGCUGAAAAUUCUAGUACUGAAAACUUUUCAAGACCUAGAGGAAGUCAGACAGAGUGGCACCAUAGUAAUGACCUGCUUUAA